ACAAUUCAUUAAUUUGUCUAGAGUCAAUAGCCUACUCUAUUUGAUCACGUUUUGAGUCGUUUAUCAUYAAUUCACUCGACAUAUAUGAGUUUAUAACAGUGACUUUGUCUCAGCCUUUUUGUGGAGAGUCCCGUUUUAUGGCUAUAKGCUAUUAUGUGUAGAUAGGUAGGCUAGACUGCACUCCUAUCACUUUUCACAAAAGUUCUAUGACCUCCAGAUAGUCAACAUCGGAACGUGUAAGAAUAAACAUAGCAGGUCUUUCGCACAUAAUUUCAUUAAUAACAGUAUUUAUUCUGGGAUUACAAACCCAUGCACUCCUUUUGUUAAGCAGUUUCUAAUCAAAUAUCAACAUUUGAAAGAUCUCAACUACAUGCAGCUAUUGUUCRUACAAUUUGUUUCCCUACAAGUCACUGAAUAGAACGUGCCAUUACCACAGAGAGAAACUAUUUCAAUUUACACCCUGACAUGSCUCAAAGGGCUCUGUUUUCAAAUAGGGCUAUCAUUGUCCUUUUCAGCUUUGUUCAUGUCGGGUGUAUAUUUUCUCCUUGUCAGMCUGUUGUCUGGUGGUAUAGGGGGGAGCUUUAGCCAUCYGAGCGGAGGGAGGACCAUGCUGUCUCUAAGCUGUGCAGACCCCUGGCCCGAGGGCUCGGUGGGGCUGGAGGAGGAAGUGGUGACUGCCGCUGCUCAWUCUGAGGAGCUGGACCUGGACGACAGCUCAGCRUCAGCAGGCUCCAGCAGCACUGGGGGCUCUGACAACCUGGAUGACAGCCUGACCAGCCUGCAGUGGCUGCAGGAGUUCUCUAUUCUCAAUGCCAAUGGGCCUCAACAGGCUCCUCUCUCCACUCACCACCAGCCUCACUUCUUCGGCCAUCAGCAGCUGGGCUCCGAGGCUCCCGCUUCCCCUCUGGCUGGUGACCCUGCAUCCAUAGGSAUGCCCCUCACCCCAGGCAAGCCCACAGCAGCAGCCUAUUGUAGGAUGCAGUCCCUGUCAGCCCUCCCUAGRCUGGUGGCCCAUGGUCACUGCCCCGAUGAGGUGGACUACAAGACAAACCCUCAUAUCAAACCCCCUUACUCCUACGCCACACUCAUCUGUAUGGCCAUGCAGGCCAGCAAGAAGACCAAGAUCACCCUCUCCUGCAUCUACAAGUGGAUCACUGACAACUUCUGCUACUUCCGCCAUGCUGACCCCACCUGGCAGAACUCCAUCCGGCACAACCUGUCUCUGAACAAGUGUUUCAUCAAGGUUCCGCGGCAGAAGGACGAGCCAGGGAAGGGGGGCUUCUGGAAGAUCGAUCCCCAGUACGCAGAGCGCCUCCUCAACGGGGCCUACAAGAAGAGGCGGAUGCCCCCUGUCCAGAUCAAUCCUGCCCUGCAGAACAGGCUUAGGGCCAACCCCCAGCCKCUGCCCAGGGGCCURUGRAACCCCACAGGCAGCCAGAGUGGGCUAUGUGUCAAUCCAGAGGCUCAGCAGCUCCUCAGAGAGUUUGAAGAGGCCACUGGAGCCGACCAGAACUGGGACCCCUGUCUGGCCGAAGGCACCAUGCUGGGGGCAUGGCCCAUGAGAAAGGGAGGCCCUGGACACAAGAGGAAACACCCACUGGGCUCCAGGACUGCCGUGGUCAAAGUCCCCCGGCGCUCCAGCUCUCCUUUACUGUCUGUGGAGGAGUAUAGGGAACUGGGCUCCCUGAAGGGGAACUUUGACUGGGACGCCCUCCUGGAUUCUGCGCUGAGCGGGGAGCUGAGUCUGGACGGAGGGGGUCCACUGAGCCCCAUCCCKCAGGAGGAGGACCUGAUGGUGCGGGGCACCCACAUCUGCCCCCUGGAGGCCCCCGCAGGGACAGCAGACAGCAGCCACGUGCUGGCGGGGACCCAGAGGAGCAGCGGAGCAGACUUUGAGGAGACGUUCCUGGCCACAGCAUUCCUGCAGAGCCCCUGGCCAGAGGAAGAGGAGCAGGGARCUACCAACUUCCUGUGCAGCUCCACAGUCAACCUGGAGCAGCUCUUUGACCUGGGAGAUUCCCUCGGAGGGGACCUCAGCAGUAAGAUAGAGUAUCUUCUCUAAAGACAUGUUCUCCAAUUCUUUGGCCUCCAAGACUCUUUGACUAUACUGUGAUGAUGACACUACUAGAUUAUUGUUUAAAAAGAGAGGCACCYCAUGAACUAAAUGGACCUUUUACACAUACAUGUUUUUAAGAUUUCUAGAUUAUGUUUUUUGAAAUUGGUACAAUAAUGGAUGACAUCAUUAAUGCCUACAGAGCAAAAAUGCCACAAUGAACUGCAGUAUUCCAAACGAUUACUGGACAAAAUCUAUAUCAAACCUACUGUUGGGACCAUGACAUUGGAUAAUAGACAUUAUCAAUAAGACUUCGCUCACAAAGAGAAACAAAAUAUUCCUGUCUGAGGACAGGAAAACCACCAAUAUGUCUUUGUUUACAUUCUGAAUAUAUAUGUGGUAUUGAAUGGAUUGCAGGUUGACAUGGAUAGAGGAAUUGUCAUCCAGGCACAAGGCGAGCAACAGAACAUUGGAAUCGACAUUUUAGAAAUGUACAUUUAUUUUGCAUUAGAUGAAAUUACAAAGUAAGACAUUACAGUGACUGUACUCUUUGAAAGUUAUGGACAGUUUCGAGAUGCAAGGCCAAUAGCUAAUGAUGAGAUGAGGUGUUGUACCUGACAGUGAUGCAACGUUUUAGCUGCUUAAGAAUAGGUGGUUUAGCAUGCUGAAUAUUUCAUAAAGGUUUAGAUGAAUCCACCUCACAGGGAAUACUAUUAUUUGUUGUGAAGAUCUCUUAUUAUUGUUUKGGAAUUAAAAUGAUCACAAUGCUGAUGCAUACUAAAWUCCCAGAGAAGGUUAUGGAAUGUAUGCAUCAGACUUCAGGAAUUUCGGUCCUGUACUGAAUUUUCRACUGAAAUGCUGAAUGAUCUGACUUUUAACGAUCUGUGGAUGCAUUUGGAUGAAAUUCUGAAACUAGUGUCUAUUUAAUAURAAUAUACAAUAUCUGUAACUGAAGUGAAAGGAAUACUAUGAUGAUCAAUGAAGAGAUAUUUGCCAAAUUACUACUAAUUAGAAGAGUUUUUAGACUUAAAAUAGUUUUAUGUGUGGGGUUUUCUAUAAUGACUACUUUCUGAAUGCAUUCUUUGAAUAAUGAGCUUUUCACUUUAACUAAAUGUAUGCAGAACAAUUUAAAACAGGUUGUUUUUAGCAAGCUUAGGAUUGUCAUAUUAUCAGCAGAGAGUGUAAAUUUAUAUUUAAUAAUCAUUAAUUCAACAAAUUUCAGUGAGUUAACCAGUAACAGAGAGCAGUAGAGGACAGCUCUGGAUGUCGUAAAGACAAGUUAAUUCCAAUGCAGAAUAGCUCAAGGCAAGCUUCUCCUUUGCAAAGGUUUCAGUGGCUUGUCAAUGAAUACCCGACCUUCAGGUUAGAUGUGCAAAGAACAACACUUGGGACCAGAAGACCGGCAGUGUUAGAGGUUGGGUUUUCACCAAGGAAAGCUGAUGGAGGCCUAUUGGUCAACAGAAGGACACAAUGCAAAAAUGAUGACAUAAACAAGCAGGAAUUACAUGAACAAAUGUUGAGUUAUGAGAUACUCUCUUGUUUUGUUUCAAGUCUACCUUUACCAGGAAAUUGCUUUGUCUUUCCUCUGGUCUUACUAAACCAAAUCACACGGUUUCAAGACAUGAGUGAGUCUUAAAGGUCGACUUAUGGCACAAAAAACUGUACAUUUUCGAUCAGAAACGGGGUGCACCUUUGGUGGUUCGUCGAAGUGUCAUUCUGGUAAGGCAUGCUGCGACCGACGUAGAUAGUUUGUUAGCUAAGAUAGCCACUUUAGCUAGCCAGUGACUCUUCCAGUGUGUUGACGUAAUUUCACAGGAUUUGUGUUUGGAAAGAAGCUGUAGAGGUCGGUAAGAAAUGGCCCUUCGGUAGCCAAAUAUCUUAUUCAUAAAUUAUGGUUGUGUUUUUAAGCAUUAAAUGACCUAGUAUGAUGGUGCAUUGAUCAGUUAUACAGUUUAAAGCCGCUAUUUUUGUGUUUUUGCCCAAAGUCGACCUUUAACAUGUAUAUUAAAAUGUGCUAAUAGUCGUUAUCUUGUAGAAUAACUACUCCUGGUUUAUUAGUGUUGUAAAUCCACCAUGAAGUGUGAAAGUGCAAUCAAUGUACAGUGAGUGAUACUUGGUCUAUUUUACAUUACAUUGAAGGGUAGUAAUGCAGUUUACUUAGUCAGACCCAGUUCAUGGUUUAUUGUGUGGUACGGUAUGGAUACAUUCUGAUGGAAGGAAACUCCUCCUUUAAAAGUGAAUUAACUACUACGAUAUUUUGUCAGUUAUGUAUUAGCUCUUCCAAAACACUUGUCAUCCAAGUUGACCCUAUUGGCAUCAUACCUCAAGAUUUUUUUUAUAUAGAGAUAUGCAUUCAUGUGUGCAUUCAUACUCUGUUUAUUUUUCUGUUUUUCCUUGACAAUAAAAAAAACCUUCAAACUUGAA
Salvelinus sp. IW2-2015 is the source of this 4477-nucleotide messenger RNA. RefSeq names its product forkhead box J1a (gene foxj1a). Lineage: Eukaryota; Metazoa; Chordata; Actinopteri; Salmoniformes; Salmonidae. Gene Ontology annotation, molecular function: DNA-binding transcription factor activity, RNA polymerase II-specific; RNA polymerase II cis-regulatory region sequence-specific DNA binding. Gene Ontology annotation, cellular component: nucleus. Gene Ontology annotation, biological process: regulation of transcription by RNA polymerase II. The record is from RefSeq and is a predicted model, not a curated record.